CAAAUAGGUAAGUAGGUACCUCUAUGAACUCCAAUAAUAGAGGUGAGACCAAUCUCCAUGACCGGCAUCGGAAUGAGUCAUGACUAUUCACUUUGGCAAAAGAAAAAGAUUUUUCCCAGUGAGUCGCGACAAAUCACCUUCCUUUGUCACAUGAGGACCCUUCUCGUUCCUUAGGAGAACAGGCACACGUGCAGGUUCUUGUUCACCAAAGGUACUCUGGGCAAGCUCUUGGGAAUCAUCUAUCCUGCUACUGCAUCAAACUAGUCACGUUACUUCUGUCUUUUUCAACAAAUUGGUUCAUCCACAAUGUCGCUAUUGCCGGUGCAAGGGUGAAUUGAAACGACCAUACCAUUGCCCUCGCAAAUGGCCUUCAUAUCAUAGUCCAUAUUCUAUCUGCUGGUUGACAUACGAGUUGCAGUUAUGGCAAAACCAGCCCAGACUGACGCACCACCGUCAGAGGUCCUGAUGUACUUCAGGUUACUGGCUUUUGCGGGAUCAACAUGGCUGGAUAUUGUUCUGAUGGUAGUAGGGGCUAUAUGCGCCGCAGCAUCGGGUGUGCCGUUCCCGUUGAUGGCUAUCCUCUUCGGAGAGCUUGUUGACGACCUGAACGCCGCAUCUUGUGAGGUCUCAGCCACAGGAUCCGGGUAUUCAUAUGGUCCGGCUAUCAACUCAAGGGUCCUGCAACUCGUGUACAUCGCCGUGGGUGCUUUUGUGGUCAUCUUCAUCUACAUCAUAUGUUGGAGUCUACUCAGCCAACGGUUAGCCCAUCGUCUUCGAACUCGUUACUUUCAGAGCCUUUUGCAUCAAGACAUGGCCUUCUUUGACGAACAUCAAUCUGGAGAAGUCUCUGUCCGACUAAAUGCAGACGUUCAAGCCGUCCAAUCUGGCACCUGUGAGAAAGUCGGCAUCUUUAUCGCCAGUCUCUCCUUCUUCAUCACUGCAUACGUCAUAGCAUUCACCAGGCAAGCCAGACUCGCAGGAAUGCUGGUCUCUCUCAUUCCCGCCUUCGUCCUCGUUGCCGUAAUUGGUGGUGCAUUCUUUCAAAAAUUCACUGCCUAUAUGUCUGCAGCCGCCGAGUCUGCCGCAUCCACCGCAUCAGAGGCCUUAUCUCACGUUGAUAUUGUGCAAGCGUUUGGUGCCGAAAAACGCCUGGAACGUAGAUUCGCAGAAAACAUGUCCGUUGCCUGCCAGGCUGGCAUAAAAAAAGGAGCGGUAGCAGCCACACAAGCUGGGCUGCUCUACUUCAUUGCCUACUCGGCCAAUGCUCUGGCUUUCUGGCAGGGCAGCAGGAUGAUUGCUGACUUGGUGGCUGGUCGAGGUGGUGCAAGUGUCGGAGAAGUCUAUACGGUUGUCUUCAUUCUCGUCGACGCCUGCGUGGUACUUGGGUCCACGGCUCCAUUACUCCCAUUGUUUGGCAGCGCAGCUUCUGCCUUUGUCCGCUUGAGACGGGUCAUCGACCGCGAGCCUCUCGUUGAUGACAGAGACCAAGGCGGUCGCACUUUCGAUAUGGGAAACCCUGGGACAUUCAGACUCUCCAACAUCGCCUUUUCGUAUCCCUCUCGCCCAGAUGACGAGGUGCUUUGCGGCAUAGACAUAGAGUUCCCUGCCGGAAAACGCACAGCAAUAGUCGGUCCUUCUGGAAGUGGGAAAUCAACAAUCGUCAGCCUCCUGACUCGAUUUUACAAUCACCAGCAGGGACAAAUUUUCCUCGAUGGUUUCAAUUUGCGCGAGUUCAACUUGCACAACCUACGUGGGCUGAUGGGAAUAGUCCAACAAGAGCCAACCCUCCUGAAUUGCUCUAUAUUCGACAACAUUGCUCUUGGCUUGAUUGGAUCUUCCUGGCCGGGGCAUAAAACCUUUCAAGAUUUUCUCUUGAAACGACUAUCGUCGAGUCUCGACAAAACCCAAGCAUCUGCAGCCAGUUUGUCAGAUUCAGAAAAUCCCAUCAUGAAGGAUAUCCUCGCCUUGGUGCAAAAGGCUGCAGCUUCUGCCGAGGCGGCCGUUUUCAUCGAAAGCCUUGAACACGGAUAUGAGUCAGUUGUUGGUCCAGGCGGGAAGUCGCUCAGCGGCGGUCAGAGACAGCGGAUUGCGCUGGCAAGGGCUUUGAUCCGGGAUCCAAAAGUCCUGAUCCUUGACGAGGCAACUGCAGCCUUGGAUUCAAUCACUGAACGUCGAAUUCAAGCCACACUAGACAGGGUAUCUGUGGGGAGAACUGUACUUGCCAUCGCACAUCGUCUUUCGACGGUGAAAGAUGCAGACAACAUCAUCGUUCUCAAAGAUGGCCGGGUGGAGCAGCAAGGCACGUACGAACAACUUCUGAACGAAGGAGGGGUAUUUGCAGACAUGGUCAAACUCCAGGAGCUCACCCUUGUGGAUGAGAACGAGACGAUAUCCUUGGCUAGCACCAGCCAUCCAGCCGAUUUGUCCUCUAUCAAGCUGGAAAAGAGCAGAAGCAUCAAAGGAGAAUAUGACCCUCAAGAUAAGACGUUGCAAGCCUCAGAUCAAAACCAAACAACAUCUGCCAGUACGCAGACCUUGACAGAGUCGACCGCACGUUCCAUCACAUCCAAAAUGACCAAAAUGGCUGUUCUGAGGGACGUCGGCAGAUACAUUAAACCUUCCCGCGCCUGGAUAUUGAUGGCAGUUCUCGCGGCGGUAAUCGUGGGAGGCACUUACUCGGCGGCUGGCCUCAUUUUUGGUCAUACAGUCGGCGCUCUCAACUUGUGUGAUACCACGAUUGACCGUAUUCUUUACGUGGGGCGUUUCUUUGGGGGGCUGUUGUUCAUGCUCGCUGUGAUAGAGUUCUUUGCGAAUCUGGUGAGUUGGUCGUCCUUCGCCGUGGUUGCGGAGAGACUUCUUUACAGUCUACGUGUACUAUCAUUCCGUGCGCUGUUUGAACAAAGCUACGAGUGGCACCACUCAGAGGGAAGAGACCCGUCGUCGCUGCUCUCGAUCUUGACCAAGGACAAUGCUGCCAUUGGUGCCUUUAGUGGUUCCACCAUUGGCACCAUCUUCUCCAUCCUUGUCAAUUUUGUGGUGGCAAUCAUCCUGUCCCUCAUCAUCGCCUGGAAGAUUGCUAUUGUCUGCAUUGCCGUGGUCCCAAUACUUCUGGGCUCUGGCAUUAUGCAGCUAUACAGCCAUUCGCGGUUUGAGGAGCGACAUGCAAGGGCCUUUGCUAGAUCCGUUGGGAUUUCGGUCGAAACGGUUGCUUCUAUCAAAGCCAUCACAUCAUUUUCGCUUCAAAAGAUGGUUAUGAAGGCCUACGAAGAAGCACUAGCUGGUCCACGAACGGAGAUUAUCACUGCUAGCAUUUACACAAACGUCUGGCUAGCAAUCUCGAACACUACGGGAUUCUUCAUCUAUGCAUUCGCGUAUUGGUGGGGCUCGCAGCAGAUUAUGAGAGGAGAAAAUUCGCAGCAACAAUUUUUCAUCAUCCUCGUUGCCAUGCUUGUUAGUGCGCAGCUAUGGGGUCAAAUGUUUACACUGGCACCAGAAGUCUCUCGUGCCCGUGCAUCUGCAUCUCGCGUGCUGAGCUUGGUUAACCUUGGCUCGAGCAAAUACAGCCUUGUUUCUCCCAAGGAUCUCAGCUCAUAUGGUGAACAUGCUGGCAUCGACAUUGAGAGCAACAGUUCUACGGAGAAAUCGCCAAUUGUGGAGCCCCGGCAUGGGAUGAGUGUAUCUUUCGAGUCCGUCGAUUUCUCAUAUCCAACCAGUGCACAGAUUCCCGUAUUACAGAAUGCCACUUUGAAAAUUCAUCCAGGCCAGUUUUGUGGCCUCGUUGGUGCGUCUGGCGCCGGGAAAUCGACGAUCAUGCGACUAAUACUUCGAAUGUAUCAAGCCAGCUCUGGCAGUGUUACAUUGGACGGCAUGGAUAUCGGCAGGGCUGGAGUGGACAAUGAUAUUGCCUAUGUGCCACAAGACAAUGCACUGUUUAGCGGAACAAUCAAAUUCAACGUUGGCCUUGGUGCAAGACCAGGCUACGAGGCAACAGACGGAGAGAUUCAAGAAGCAUGCCGCAUUGCCAACAUCCACGACACCAUCAUGACGCUCCCAGACCAAUACAACACCGAAUGUGGCCCGAACGGCUCGCAUCUGUCUGGUGGCCAACGGCAAAGACUCGCAAUCGCGCGUGCUCUGGUUCGAAAGCCAAGGCUUCUGCUUCUAGAUGAGAGUACCAGUGCCCUUGAUGCUGAGUCGGAGAAGGCGUUGCAAGAUGGCCUCGAGCGGGCAGUCAAAACCUUGGCGAUGACAGUGAUUGCCAUCACCCAUCGUUUACAUACUGUGCUAAAGGCUGACGUGGUCUUUGUGAUCGAAGGCGGCAAGGUUGCUGAUUCUGGCAAACACGAGGAGCUUCUUGCGAGGAACGAAAGCUACCGGAUCAACGCGCAGUCGCAGAUGCUCUAGGCAGAUUAUUGGGGGAAACACUACAUUUCGGGAAUAAAGACCAGAGGUAAUCAUAUAGCAUAGAAACAAUAAAAUGUGUCAGAAUAUUACA
Messenger RNA from Exophiala mesophila, 4495 nucleotides. RefSeq lists its product as uncharacterized. Gene Ontology annotation, cellular component: membrane. Gene Ontology annotation, molecular function: ABC-type transporter activity; ATP binding; ATP hydrolysis activity. The coding region runs from base 421 to 4404 and encodes 1327 amino acids. The record is from RefSeq and is a predicted model, not a curated record. Gene Ontology annotation, biological process: transmembrane transport. Lineage: Eukaryota; Fungi; Ascomycota; Eurotiomycetes; Chaetothyriales; Herpotrichiellaceae. The transcript has 3 exons.